Acanthamoeba castellanii str. Neff is the source of this 540-nucleotide messenger RNA. RefSeq lists its product as uncharacterized. Lineage: Eukaryota; Discosea; Longamoebia; Acanthamoebidae. Bases 1 to 540 code for a protein of 179 amino acids. The transcript is spliced from 3 exons. The record is from RefSeq and is a predicted model, not a curated record.
AUGUGGAGACCGCAGCAGGAUUGGGCCUAUGUAGAGAUCACCAAGAGAGGUGAGGGCAAGUAUUAUGUGGAUAGAAGCAUGAGCGGCUAUUUCUGGCUCCAGGGUGUGGACAGGUCGCUACAUCGAGUGGACGUGGUGUGGCGCCAUAGCCGUCUUAGCUCCGAUUAUGCCCUCAACAAGUUUCGUGAGAACGCAGCCGCCAAGGGCCAAACCGCCGAGGAAAUAGAAGCCAAGGUCGAGGUGGAAGAGGUCAACUACAGGGAAAUGUUUCAGGAGGCCUUUAUCUGCUACUGGGACAAUGACAAGCGCAAGAAAGUGGUUGGGCCAAAAGACAAGCUUCGCGUGUUGCUGCAGUUCUCUUGGUGUGAUGGCUACUGCCAGUUUGUGCUGAGGAAAGAGCAGGCUGAUGGGACCACUGACAGCCAUGAUCUCAAAAACGAAGAUGCUGAAGAGGAGGGCGAGGACGAGGACGAGGACGAGGAUGAGGACGAGGACGAGGACGAGGACAAGGACGAGGACGAGGACGGGGAGGAGCUGUGA